AUGGCCCGCCAGUAUACCCUGGAGAGCCGUAAAUUAGACUUAGAGAUGUUUAAGGCAGAGAAUGAGCGGAUGCGUCUCAUGCAGAGACCCAAUCAGGAACAUUAUCCUCAUUUUCAGGAUGCAAUUAAAUUUGUUCCUAAAUUUAAUGAAACCGAGCCAGAGUAUUUCUUCAUUCAUUUUGAGCGUGUAGCUGCCUUGCAUAGUUGGCCCGAAGAUAAGUGGGUAUUACUUGUACACAGCGCAUUUGUUGGCAGGGCACAAGAGGUUUUCUCAGCUCUGGAUUUGGUACAGUCACAGAAUUAUCAUCUUGUAAAAGAGGCUGUGUUAAAUGUUUAUAAAAGGGUACCCGAGGCUUAUAGACAGGAUUUCCGUAAUUACCGUAAAGAUGGUAAACAAAGCUUUGUUGAAUUUAUCCGCCAAAAGCAACUAUUGUGUAAAAAAAGGGUCGAGAGUGAACUUGAUGCACUAGAGUACGAUAAAUUGCUAGAAUUGUUUAUACUCGAGGAUAUAAAGAAGUGUAUGCCUGUAAAAGUUCGCUCUCACAUUGACGAGCGUGGUCUGCGCACAUUAGCCGAGGUCGGUAGUGCCGCCGAUCAUUUCGCUCUCACUAAUCCGAACUACUCUUGCAGAUCUAAUGAACCUUCAUUCCAGUCUAACCAGAAUAGUGGUAAGAGGAUGGAGUAUAGUGCCAGAAGGACUGAACUGCCAGAUACCUACAGGACUGUUAAUGCUAAGUCGUCCGAAACAGGUGGUGAGAGUAGGAAUUUUGCUUCACGCGGAUUUAUUAGUGCCGAUGAAUCGUGCACGUCUUCAUCCCCGGUCACUAUACUACGGGACUCGGCUGCAGAUAUAUCAUUGGUGCUCAAAGAGGCUGUUCCUAACCCUGACUGUUACACUGGAGAGAUGGUAAUUAUUAAUGGACUGAUAUGGUCCAAGAACAUACCCAUUUGUGAAGUUUACCUUAAAUCUGAAUUGAUAUCUGAUUAUGUAAGAUUAGGUGUUGUUGAUAAGAUACCAAGUGAUAGCAUUUCACUUAUUAUGGGUAAUGAUCUAGUUGGUGAUAAGGUGUGGCCUUGCCCUGUUGUUUCACCUUCUCCCACUAAGGAGAACAAUACAGUAGAUUUAGAGAGGGAAUAUCCUGAUCUCUUCCCUGCGUGUGCUGUCACCCGCAGUGCAAGUCGUAUGACCUCCCAUCCUACCAAAGCACUUACUCCUGGUAGUACAUUAACAGAGGAGAGCCCAAGUGAAGUAAUUACAUAUGAUUUCACACUAGCAGACUUCUUUAAUUCAUCUGCUAAAGUUUUAAGUCAGCCUGCAUCUGAUAAUCCUGAUAUAGUGAAUUUCAAAGGCACUCCAAUUACUAAAGAGAAGCUUAUUGACGAGCAACAUAAUGAUCCUGAAUUUAAAGCAUUUUAUGAUAGGCUUACUGACGUAAGUGAUCUAGAAACUUCUUAUGUGUGCUAUUAUCUCCAGUCAGGCGUUCUUAUGCGUAAAUAUAAGCCCUAUAAUAUAUCUGCAGACGAUACAAGAAAGACCGUACAUCAGAUUGUAAUUCCUAAGUUCCUUCGUACUGACGUUUUAAAUAUUGCACAUGACCUUAGUGGUCAUUUGGGUGUCAGGAAGACUUAUUACAAGAUUUUAGCUCACUUUUAUUGGCCGAAAAUGAAAAUAGAUGUUAGUCGUUAUUGUCAGUCGUGCCAUAUUUGCCAAGUAAAAGGUAAGCCAGGAGCUGGCAUCAAACCAUAUCCUUUGCAACCUAUCCCAGUGUUAAAAGAGCCUUUCAGUAAGAUAGUUAUUGACUGUGUAGGUCCCCUUCCAAAGACAAAAAGGGGUAACAAGUUUUUGUUAACUAUAAUUGACGUGGCCACCCGAUAUCCUGAAGCUUUUCCCCUCAGACGCAUUACUACUAAGAAUGUUGUGAAGGCCUUAAUAAAGUUUUUCACUCAGGCAAGUAAACAUCCGGGAAAUGAUGCUUUGACACAAUGCACUAACGAAAAUGGAAAUCAAAAUACAGUAGAUAUCAGCUUACAACACAGUGAUACAUCUAGUCAGUUAACUGUGGAUAUAACAUCUGCUUCUACGUUUGACGAAUGUGGAAUCACUCGCCAAUGUGUAGAUAUCAGAAUUUAUUAG
Molecule: messenger RNA, 2133 nt
Organism: Penaeus chinensis
Lineage: Eukaryota; Metazoa; Arthropoda; Malacostraca; Decapoda; Penaeidae
Exons: 5
Coding region: 1-2133 (710 amino acids)
Biological process (GO): DNA integration
Molecular function (GO): nucleic acid binding
Source: RefSeq, a predicted model, not a curated record